Molecule: messenger RNA, 1846 nt
Organism: Humulus lupulus (European hop)
Lineage: Eukaryota; Viridiplantae; Streptophyta; Magnoliopsida; Rosales; Cannabaceae
Product: cannabidiolic acid synthase-like 1
Exons: 1
Coding region: 1-1629 (542 amino acids)
Molecular function (GO): FAD binding; oxidoreductase activity
Source: RefSeq, a predicted model, not a curated record
AUGAAGUACUUGGCUUUCUUUUCAUUGUUAUCCUUUUCCAUCAUCGUUACUCAUGCUGCUCAAUCACGUGGUUAUGAGGACUUCCUUCAAUGUCUGUCCCACCAUAUCUCAAACUCAACCACCUUCGCUGAGAUCAUAUACACUCGAAACGACUCGUCGUUUAUCUCUGUCAUGAGCUCCAACAUACAAAACCCUCGAUUCUCUUCUCCGUCGAUUCCAAAACCCCUCGUUAUCGUUACACCUUCAAAUGCCUCCCAUGUCCAAGCCUCUGUCUACUGCUCGCAGAAACAUGGCUUGCAUAUUCGAACACGAAGCGGUGGCCAUGAUUUUGAGGGUCUCUCUUACGUGUCCGAAGUCCCAUUCGUCGUAAUAGACUUGAGAAACCUAAGUUCGAUCAGUGUAGACGCAGAAGAAAAAACUGCAUGGGUUGAAGCCGGAGCUACCAUUGGAGAACUUUACUAUAGGAUUUCCGAGAAAAGUAGAAAUCUUGGCUUUCCUGCUGGAUUUUGCCCCACGGUAGGCGUCGGUGGUCACUUUAGUGGCGGUGGCUAUGGACCUUUGGUGCGAAAAUAUGGCCUUGCAGCUGAUAAUAUCAUUGACGCUUAUGUAGUCAAUGUUGAUGGGAAAAUUCUUGACAGAGAUUCUAUGGGGGAAGAUUUGUUCUGGGCCAUACGUGGUGGUGGAGCAGCAAGUUUUGGAAUCGUUCUUGCUUGGAAAAUCCGAUUGGUUCCGGUCCCAUCAACGGUGACUACAUUCGUUGUUAAUAGGAACUUGGACCAGAAUGAGACCAUGAAGCUUGUGAACCGGUGGCAAUACAUUGCUGACAAGUUAGAUGAAGAUUUGGUUAUCUUGCUUAGGUUCAUGACUGUGAAUUCUACAGAAGAUAAUAAGGUAAUAAUCCAAGCUCAAUUCAUGUCCUUGUUUCUUGGUGGAGUGAAUAGUCUCCUUCCAUUGAUGGAAAAGAGUUUCCCUGAGUUUGGUUUGAAAAGAGAAGAUUGCAUUGAAAUGAGCUGGAUUGAAUCCGUUUCUUAUUUGGCCGGAUUCCCAAUUGGAGCUGAGAUGGAAAAUUUGCUCAAUAGAACUCAACAAUGGCUGUUCUCAUUCAAAGGGAAACUUGACUACGUGAAGAAGACUAUACCGGAGAACAUAUUGAAAACAAUGCUGGAGAAGUUAUAUAAAGAAGACGUGGGAGUGGGAUUCUUCCAGUUGUUUCCUUAUGGUGGGAAAAUGAAUGAGAUUUCUGAAUCAGAGAUUCCAUUCUCUCACCGAGCCGGAAACCUUUACAAAAUUCUCUACUACUCCCAAUGGGUUCAAAAGCCAGGAGAAGAUGGUGAAGCCGCUGAUAUUAUUAGGCAUAUAAAUUGGCCGAGAAAUGUUUACAAGUACAUGACUCCUUAUGUGUCCAAAAAUCCAAGAGGUGCAUACGUAAACUAUAGAGACCUUGAUUUAGGUAAAAAUAACGACGAGGGUCCCACGAGUUACACUCAAGCAAGUAUUUGGGGUAAAAAAUACUUUGGGAAAGACAACUUCAAAAGGUUAGUUCAUGUGAAGACUAAAGUUGAUCCUAAAAAUUUUUACAGGAAUGAACAAAGCAUCCCACCUCUUCCACAGCCACGGCCGGGUCAAUAAGAAGGAAAACCAUCGAUCUUGACAAAAAUAUUCUUGCCACCUUUGUUUAUAUAUAUAUAUAUAUAACUAAUAUUGUGUUUCAUUGUUUAUUAUAAAUCAUCUUCACGUGGACUAUUUCAUAUAUAUGUUGUACUAAAUAAUUAAUAGCUUUUUCUUCAAUGUAGAUAGAUGGCUUCGUGUAUUAUUUAAUUAAGUAAUACUAGCUAAUAUAUUUACA